CUCAUCCAAAUCUUCUCUAUCAUAUCUCAUUCUCUCUCAAGGUUAUUCUCUCAUUCUUCUUCCUCCUAAUCCUCUGUCUAAGGGUUUGUCUUCGAAAGUAGAUCGGCAUUUGCGAGAGGAUAGGAGCCAGCGAGUUCUUUGGGUGUCGGUUCUUGUCAUCUAUUGUUCAAAUUGUCUUUAAGAGGAUGUAGUAGGGGGUAUAAUUUUGCGGAUUGAACUAUGGCACGCAUAAAGAAAUAAAACCUUAUCUCCAAAAAGGCUCCCGAGGCAAUGGCCCCGGCUGCAUCCUCCACCCCAACAACUGUGGGUGGGUCCAUGUGCCAACGUGCUAGGAAACUAAGGCCCAACUCCUCGGGUAAUAUAAUUGAAUGCUCUACCAAUUUUGAAAGAUUCAAACAGCAUAUUCUCACUGUCAACGAAGAAGAGGAUAUACUAAGAAAAAUAAGGAAUGUUAUGAUAACAGAACCUGGGGUUGUUUAUGUUAAAGCAACCAGUGAGACCUUAUCAUGCGCCACAAUCUGCCUUCCUGUGCAAAAUUACGAACCCACAAUAUACAAGGGUCUGUUUGACAUUGUUUCAAUGGUCGGUUCAUUUGUUCAAUUUAAAUAUGGGAUUCUAAGAGGCAAAAAGGGAAGGAUGAGUACAACCUUACUUUAUCCUAACGGAAAUCUAUUCAGUGAUAGAGUAGAAGGUCCCAUGAUUGCUGCAACUCCUGUACAGGAUAUUUUAAAAAAAAUAAUGAAAGUUGCGACAAUAGAGCCUGGGGUUGUUUUCGUGAAUGCAACUAGUGGGACCUUGUCACUCACCACAAUAUGCCAUCAUGCACAACAUGGCGAACACACAAUAUACGAGGUCAGUUUGAAAUUGUUUCAAUGGUCGGUACAUUUGUUCCAUUUAAAGAUGGGAUUCUAAGUGGCAAAAACGUAAGGAUGAGUACAACCUUUGUCCCGGUGGAAAUAUAUUCAGUGGUAGAGUAGAAGGUCCCAUGAUUGUUGCAACUCCUAUACAGGUUAGUUCGUUUUUUGAAAUCAAAUACCUAUUUUUUAUUGUUUAUAUUAUACUAAAAGAUCAUUUUUACAUUUAAAAGCAUCAAAUCAAUAUCAAUUUAUAUCUCAUCAUAAAACUACUUCAAUCCAAUUUUUUUUAUCAUUCAAAACUCAAACUCAAAAUUCAAGCCCCAACGAAACUAAAAUGGCCAUAUUCAGCAAAUGAUGUUGUGAAUUUCUAUUUAGUGACUAAAGUUUCUACGUAAAUAUUAUCUAUACAUCAAAAAAAAACUAGAAGAGUUCUUUUUCCAUUA
Molecule: messenger RNA, 1300 nt
Organism: Andrographis paniculata
Lineage: Eukaryota; Viridiplantae; Streptophyta; Magnoliopsida; Lamiales; Acanthaceae
Product: AT-hook motif nuclear-localized protein 9-like
Exons: 8
Coding region: 271-912 (213 amino acids)
Molecular function (GO): minor groove of adenine-thymine-rich DNA binding
Source: RefSeq, a predicted model, not a curated record